Molecule: messenger RNA, 4173 nt
Organism: Dermatophagoides pteronyssinus (European house dust mite)
Lineage: Eukaryota; Metazoa; Arthropoda; Arachnida; Sarcoptiformes; Pyroglyphidae
Gene: THADA
Product: Thyroid adenoma-associated protein homolog
Biological process (GO): tRNA methylation
Cellular component (GO): cytosol
Source: RefSeq, a predicted model, not a curated record
UUCACAAUAUUUUUUUAAAAUUAUUAUCCCAAAACUUUUUCAUCAUAUUCCAUCUUCGAGAAUAAUUGUCAAACAAAUCUUUGCACACAUCUUUAGAGAUGAACAAACAUUAUGGACACUAAAACCAGAUUUAAUUUUGUUAUUGUUACAAUUGAAUCAGAAGGAAAAUUUCCAAAUUAUUAUUGAACAAAAUGCCGUUCAAAAUUUUGCAAAAAAAUUUGCUCUUCAGCAAAUUAAUGGUGAUAAUUUACGUCUUCAUACUUUACGAUUAUUAAUCGAAUCUAAAAAGAACAAUAAAGAUCAAUUUAAUCAAACCGAAUUGAAUCUUAUAUAUCUGCUUUUCAAAAAUUGUGAUACAAUUCAACAAGCAUCUGGCCGUGAUGAAUUAGUCAAGCUAUUUAAAAUAUUAUUCACGAGGAUUGCUCAAACUAUCAUUCAGAUUAACAGAAACAAAACCGAAUUUUCAAAGACAAAUAAAUUUUAUAUUGAUUUCAUACGAAUGAUAUGUCAAUAUUGUUUAGACAAUUUACAUAUGAGUCGAUAUUUCGGUUCAUUGUUGAUUUAUUUGAAAAUUUUAAACUUGUUAGUGGACUAUUCACUCGAAUCUGAACCGUUAUUAGUUUUGAUAAAAGAUUCAUGUAUCACAACUGUUGACCGUCAAUCUCUAAUAUUCAUGUUUCAACAUAGUUUGCAAGAAAUUCGAACAAGUGCUAAAGAUUUCAUUGUUUCAUGUUAUCGUUUAAAGUUUAUAACAUUCACAGAAUCGGAAAUUGAUUUUCUCAACAAAUGGUCGCAAACAUUGUUACAAUCUAUACAGCCUAAAGAAGCACAAACUGGUGUAAUUUUAAAUCAAUUUUUAGUUUCUUUUCAUGAUAACCAGAAUUAUUCUUCAUAUUUCGAUUUUAUUCAAACAUUGAUCACUGAAUUAAAUCAAAGAAUCGUGAAGAUCAAUUUAAAUAUAGGAAAUUCAUGUUCAUCACCAUGUUAUCCAUUACUUUUGGCCAUAAGAAAAUUGUUGUGUAACGAAAUCGAUUUAGUUAAACUAAAAUCUGAUCUUAAUGAUGAUGAAAAACAAUUGUCUGCUUGGCAAAUUUUAUUCAUCAGAAUAAUUGAUUCAUGUAUUGCUGCUUGCGAAUCGAUUAUAUCGAUUGUCUGUAACGAUUCACCCGAAGGUCACUUACCGACCACUGAAAAAUUGGAACUUAUUAAUUUUGAUCUUCAUAAUAACCGAUUGCAUAUGGUAUCACAAAUGCUUCUAAUGAAUGGUUGGAUGACUAUCAAAGAAUCAGUUCUCAUCAUAAGUCACUUGGUUAGUUCUUUUCCAUAUCAUCAAACGACUGAUGAUACUAUAAUAUCAUGCAAAUAUGUUGACAAAAUUAUCGAUUUUUUAUACGAAAAUCAACUAAAUCUUGUUCAUCGUGGAGCGUUUGAACAAAGCUCACGAGGAUUCAAUCAUCUUGUAGAAUCAUUGUUAAAGAAUAAAUGCAAAGUGUGUAGAAGAAAAAUUGAAUCGAAAAUCGAUGAAAUAAAAAUUCGAUUACAAAAUCUUGAAAAUGAUUUAAACUCUUCAUCUUCAACUUAUGUUUCAAUUACUCGUCGAAGUGCCGGACUUCCGUUUAUUAUUCAAUCGAUAAUUGCGGCCGAUCCAAACAGUAACUAUUGUUUGUCAUUCAUCGAAACAUUGAUUGAUAUAUUGGAUCCUGAAAAAAGUAAUCGAAGACAAUCUUGGCAAAUUAUUCAUUCAUUGAAUAUCGUUAAAUCAUUAGUGCAUGAUAAUCGAUUAUCACCUGUUAUUUCUGUUUGGAUUGAAAAAUUAUUUAAAAUAAGCAUUUUAUGGUUUAAACAUGAUACAUAUCAUCGUUGUCUUCAUGAUUCCAAUUCUACACAAUACUUAUAUUCUAUUCAGAACUCUACCUCGAUGUUAUUGAGUUCAUUGAUAACAAAAGUUUUUGGUGUUAAACGUAAUCGUUCAGAUACAAGUCGUAAAAAUCGAAUGUCAUCACUAUUAUUCUUUCAAAGUUAUCCAUCCCUUUAUUUGUUCAUUCUGCAACAAUUAGAAUCGUCACAAAUCUCAGAAUCUCAUUCGCAACUAUUGUUUAUUAAUCCUAUUCUGAUUAUUUUGUCCAAGUUGAUCAUUUCAAAAAGUGCGAAUAAUAUUUAUGAUGCCACUAAGUUUUUACCAUUAAUCGAAAAUAUUAUUUACAAUUGUCGUGAUGCUCGUUUACGUCAUUUAGCUGUUUGCACCUAUAAUCGUCUAUUGCCAUCAACUAGCUAUUCGAAUAUUAUUGUCAAUUUUAAUGAUCGAUUCAUUGAGAAUGAAACAAAAAUAAAGAAAUCAAAUUAUUUACAUGGUUUAGCAAUGCUGUUGGCUGAAAUUUCUCGAGAAUUUUAUCUACAUACAAUGAAUUCGAGUCCAGAAUCACAAGAUUUGUCCGUUUUGUUGAUCGAAUUGUAUCAGAAAUUGAUCAUAAUGUUUAAAAAUAAAUCGAUUACUAAUGAUCUGAUAUUGGGAAUACUUCAUCAAGCUCAUUAUAGAAUCUAUCUAUGUUUGAAAUUAAAAAAUCAAACCGAAAUUUUCAAGGAUCACACUGUAAUACUUGAAGAAAACUUGAUCAAUCUAAUUGAAAAUGGACAAAAACAAGAUGAUUAUUGCUUCAAUUUGAUAGUUGAUUAUCUUAUCCAUAGUUUCCUUGAUUCGACUGGUCAAGCAUUUUUCCCAACACUCAAAACGUUCGUUUCGAUAAAUUAUGCUUUCGAAGCUAAAUUGGCUCUUUGGUGUUGGCUUAUUAAUGGAAUAUUAUUGGAUGAUGAUAAUUAUACAAAACUAGAUCGUUUGGAAUCGAAUCUAUUCAAAUAUGAACAUUCAAACUUAGAUACUGUUUACAUUGAUAGUAUACAGGAAUUUAUCAAAAUUCAAAAAUAUCUUUCUAAAAAUUUCAACCAUCUAAUCAUCAGAUUGAACCGAGAAUCUUUUUAUAGCCUCAUUCAAAAUUCAAGCGAAAUAAAUAAAUUUUUCACUGGCCAAAGUUUGAAUUCUUUGUACAAUGUUGAAUUGCAUAUUUUAAAUGAAAUAUUCAUUCUUAUUUUCAAUGCAAGAAGAAUCGAAUUUUUCGAUAAUAUGAAUGACAUUCUUAAAAGAUUGACAAAAUUGAAUGUGAAUUCUUUGCUAGAUCUAGCCUUGAAAAUGAAAGAAAAUCGGCAUUUAUUAUUGCUUAUUGAACAAUGUAUUGAAGAUAUGAAUGAACCAAUUUUGAAUCUAUUAGUAUGGUCUAAAUUUCUUGAUAUUAUUGAAAAUCUAAGCUCAAAACUUGAAAAUAUACCUGAUCGUUUGGCAGCCAUUCAUUGUGUCGGUUGUUGUGUGAGAAAAUUUCCAUUUUCAGAUCUAUCCUUUGAUCAAGAUUCUUAUGAUAUUUUUGUUCGAAUUUUCAUUCAAUUUAUUCAACUUUUACAAGAUAAUGAAAAAAUUAUUCGUAAUAAUUGUGUGUUGCAGAUUGAAAAAUUAGCUAUCAUGUUUAAGAAUGAAUGUUAUCAAGAUAUUUCCCCGCAAAAGCUUUUGAUUCAAUUAUUUAUUCAGAAUAUGAUCCAUAGCAUUAAUCAGAAUCAAAUUGAACAAUGUAUUAAUUUGAUUCGUGCAAUUUUUAAAAUUGCUCUUCAUUUUCUUGUCAAUAACGACGACGACAUUGUCACCGAAACUUUUACAUCGGAUAAAUUAUUCGAUAAAACUAAAAUGAACAUUUUCAUUGAUGAAUAUUCAAUAUGGAAGGAUUUAAUUGAUGAAAUUCAUUCACUUUGUCAACAAUUUAUCGAACCAAAACUUUGUAACUCUACACUAAUGACGAUUCUCAAACAAAUCGAUGGUUACAUGUGCAAACAAUUCGAAGAAAUCGAAUACAAAUUGAAUGAUGAGACAGAUCUGAAUGAAGCUUCAGAAUUCGUCUAUAGUAAUCGAUCAAGAUUAAUAAAAUUUUUACAAUUAUUUCAACAAUUAGCUUAAAAAUUAUUUUGUUGUACUUUUUUUUUGAACAACACACAAAGAUUUACAAAUUUUUUUUUUGAAUAACAAUUAAUUGCAUUAAAGAUUUCUUGAUUAAUAAUUGAAUUAAAAGAGAAAGACUAUUCGAAUGUUUUGAUUUUGUCUAAAAUUUUUGGACACCGCAAAAUGCGCACAAAAUU